Molecule: messenger RNA, 4205 nt
Organism: Nerophis ophidion (straightnose pipefish)
Lineage: Eukaryota; Metazoa; Chordata; Actinopteri; Syngnathiformes; Syngnathidae
Gene: map1sa
Product: microtubule-associated protein 1Sa
Exons: 7
Coding region: 57-3260 (1067 amino acids)
Biological process (GO): microtubule cytoskeleton organization; dendrite development; axonogenesis
Cellular component (GO): dendrite; cytosol; microtubule associated complex
Molecular function (GO): actin binding; microtubule binding
Source: RefSeq, a predicted model, not a curated record
GGGGCGGGCCUUGGUAGUGUGAGUGGUGACGUCCCCACUGGACCGUCCAUGCCAUAAUGGCGGCAGAACGGGGCGGCGGUCCCGGCGUGGCCGCGGAUUAUUCGAUGCUGGUGGUGGUCGGUGCUCUACAAGCCGCCGGCCUGCUGGAGCGGGUGUUGCUGCAGAUAGAAUCAGGCCUGCGCUGCUGGCCCGUGCCAAUGAAGGUUGAUGUUUUGGACCAGCAGUUGAAGCUCUUCGUGUCCAGACACUCCGCCUUCCUUUCAGAGGACGUCCCAGGUCAGCGGACGCUGCAGCACCGCGGGGACGUCCUGGACACGCAAGUGGUGCUGAAUCCGGCUCACGACCUGGUUUGCUCAGAGGUGCGACGGCUGCUCUGCGAGCCUUCCCGGCACAAGCUGCUGGUCCUGGCCGGUCAGUGCGUGGAGGACGUCGGCGACAUCGUGCUGCAGAAAGGCCGCUUCUCCUUGGACGACUUGAUCCAGAUCUGCGCUGAUGAAGAGGUUGCGCACUUGUUGAGCUCAGUGGAGAAGGCGACUCUUACCCUCAGCUGUCCAGACCUGGGCCUUUGGAGGGAUGACUUGUUGAAGAAAACCAACCUUUUGGACCUCCUAAAUCUCCAGAUCAACCCUCCCUCGCUCCUCCCACAGAUGGAAGGCCUGCAAGAGUUCACGGAGUACCUCUCUGAGUGCCUGGAGCCCGAGUCCCCCUUUGAGCUCCUGGAGCCCCCUGGGACCGUGGGCUUUCUGAAACUCUCCCGUCCGUGCUGCUACGUCUUCCCCGGGGGUCAGGGAGACUCCGCAUUCUUUGCUGUGAAUGGUUUCAACGUCCUGGUUAACGGAGGCUCCGAUCCCCGCUCCUGCUUCUGGAAGCUGGUCCGACAUCUGGACAGAAUCGACUCGGUCCUUCUUACUCACAUUGGCGUGGACAAUUUGCCCGGGUUGAACAGUUUGCUGCUGAGGAAAGUAGCCGAGCAGGACAAGGACUUGGCUGCAAGUACGCCUGAAGAAGACUGGAUGAAAAAGCUCAUCUCCCCGGAGAUCGGAAUAGUUUUCCUCAAUGUUCCGGACAGAUUGAAGGCCACUCAAGGAGAUCCCAGCGAGCUUCGCAGUACAGACCAGGGGGCACUGAUCCUGGAGCGCUUGCAAAUACUUUCUGUCAAAGCACAACCUCUGUCUCGGUCCAAUGUAGCUUCUAUCGAGCCCCUUGUCUUGUUCCACAAGAUGGGAGUAGGCCGUCUGGAGUUGUACCCUCUGAAUCCUGUCAGUGGCAGCAAUGAACUAGAAGAGUUGUUGAAGACUUCGCCCAAAAGUUCCAAGUCAAAAAGCUCCGAUCUUCCUCUAUCGUGCCUCACUUCCAUUUGUGCUUUGCUGGUGUGGCAUCCGUCUAGCAAUCAGGACAAGAUCGUCCGGGUCCUUUUCCCCGGAUGCACACCGCAGCCCAAACUUCUGGAUGGACUUGAAAGACUCAAGCAUCUGGAUUUCCUCAGUGUUCCCGUGGUGACUUCAAAGGACCUAGAAACGUCUAAAGCAGAGAAACUACCAAAGCGCGCAGAAAGUCGAGAAAGCCUUAAGUCCAGAGACCUGCGGACCAGCAGUGCCUUGCAGAAAGACAAAAGUGCUCGAGUUCCUGUCAAGAAAGUGGAGGUGAAACUAAAGCCGAAGGCAGCAGUUGAGGUGGCGUCCAAAGACCUGGAAGCCAAACCGAAGCCAGUGAAGCUUGGUGAGAAGCUCAUUCCUAAGAAGGACUCGUCCAAAGAUGAGAGAAAGAAAGAAAGUGUCAAAAAGGAAAAUACAAAACCAAAAAAAGAAAAUAAACCUGAAGCCAAAAAAGAGAUCAAGAGGGAAGACAAGAAAGUAGCUGCAUCAGUGAAGAAAGUGGCUGGCGCUUCAAGUUCAGAAGUGAGAAAAUCUUCGGUCAAGAGUCCAAAGACGGACAUGUUGAACAAAGGGACUAAAGGUAAAUCUGUUUCUACAGCGCAAGAGCACACAGCUGUGGAUGACAACAAGAACCCUACCAAAAAGACCUCAGAACUUCAAAACGGCGACCAGGGCGGGAAGAACCAGGGAAGUCCUGAGACGGUUUCUCAUUUGCACACCUCUUUAAGUCCAAAUGAUGACAAAAGUAAGGAAUGUUCUCUCAGGACUUCAACCACACAAGAUUUGUUUCAAGACAAUCACUCUACUGUGGGUGACAUUCCAGACUCUUCCCCCACGCCGGCUGAGCAAGUGCUGAUGUUGUCCGCGGAAUCACAGUCAGAGAUGGCAAAAGACAAUUUUUGCUCGAAUGGACAUUUGACUGACUCUGAGCGAGCCCUGAAUGGUCGCUGGGGGACUGAACGUCAGGAGGGUAUUCACGGGAUGUCCGAGCUAAGCGCAGACGUUCCCCAUGAUGUCGAUCUGUGCUUGGUGUCGCCGUGUGAAUUCCAGCACCACAGGGUUCCUGAGAACCGGAGCAGCCAGGGAACCCCGCCCGCAUCAGUCAGCGAGUCCCUCCUGACGGCAACAGAGUCUGAUGUCCCGCCCGCCAUGGAGGACUGUCCGUCCCUUUGCACAGACUCUGAGGACGAUUCCUGUAGCCCCCUCUUCCCCGGACAUCCUGGCCUCCCCCCACUUGACCCGCCACCGGCCCUGGUUAGAGACCUUCCGCCCUUACCGGCCCAACCGGAGGCGUGCAUGGCAGAUGUCGAUGCGUCAAACAAGAACCAAAAGACUUCCGCCGGCAAGACCAAAAAAACAUUGCAGAGGGGCACCUCUGGAAUUCCUUCCGGUCAAAACUUGAAGUCCAAGACCGGCAGCACGGCGCCACUUAAAACGACCCCCGCCAUUGACGCGAGACCUUCAAGCCGAAUUUCGCUGGGUGGCUCCCGGAGUGGAACUGCUAAACCUUCAGUGUCAGUGUCCAAAACGUCCGAGGCCUCUGCUGUCCACGUGGACCUGGCCUACCUGCCGUCCGGAUCGGCCUCCUCCACCAUCAACUCUGAUUUCUUCCGACAGCUCCGCUCCUCCUAUUACGUCGUGAGCGGCGAGGAGCCCGUGAAGGCGGCGGCCAUGAGGGGCAUCCUGGACGCGCUGCUGGACGGGAAGAGCAGCUGGCCGGACUUACAGGUGACUCUGAUCCCGACGUUCGAUUCGGUGGCCAUGCACGAGUGGUACCAAGACACCCACGAGCGGCAGAAGGAGCUGUCCAUCACCGUGUUGGGGAGCAACAGCACCGUGGCCAUGCAGGAGGAGACCUUCCCCGCCUGCAAGGUGGAGUUCUGACUCUGCGCCCGCGACUUUUGCCAGCCUGAGAUGUCGUCGCCGUAGUUACGAGCUGACUCUGGCCGUCGACGGUUGCCUUGGGAUAACUCCCUCGCCCCCUAGAUGGCCUCUCCUGUGUGUGCCGGAGCAGGAAUUUCACACAAGUAGGUUCUCACCAAACAGGUUUUUGCUUGCAAGUAGGUGGAGUUUAAGAGUAGGAGGAGCCCGUUGAAGUGAUGAAGGUGGGAGCGAAUAAAAGAAGGUGUAAAAGAAAGUAUACGAAAGAACGUCAAAGCUGCCUGAGCAAAAAGUAUGAGUGUUGUUGUUGAAGUACAUGGAUGUAAAACCUGAGGCCUUCAGUUCAAUCUACAGUAGAUCCUCGCUAUACACAGGGGUUACAUUUGAGACCCCCUCUUCGUGAAUGGCACGUACCGCAGGUACCGAUAAAUAACCCUUUUUUUUGUCUUGAUAUUCUAUGGCAGGGGUCACGUCAAAGUUACGGCUUGUAGAAGUGAAACCAUACGAAUGUAUAAUCGCCCCAUGUGAUUAUUUACAAACAAACUGAUGAAAAACUUUAGAUUCGUAAGUGAAGAGGACAAGUAGUAGUAGUCGUUAAUGUCCAACCAACCUGGAAUGAGUUGCACAAUCGUUUUUCUGUCAAGUUGAAAUAGAUUUAGCGAAACAUGAAGUGCCUUAUCCUGGCUUUUGUGGGCCGCGUUAAAUGAUGCGGCGAGCCAGAUGUGUCCCCCGGGCCUUGAGUUUGACACAGGUGUUCAAAAGCAGAGAUCUUCGGUAAGGGUCUGUCCCCGCCCUAGUCGCUUUGCAGAGGUACUGCAGGGGAGCUAUGAGAUUUUUGGUUGAUUAGACUUUUCAACAACAAAAUUGUGUGUGUGUGUGUGUGUGUGUGUGUGUGUGUGUGUGUGUGUGUGUGUGUGUGUGUGUGUGUGUGUGUGUGUGUGUGUGCGC